AUUCGUACCUAUAUCUAGUAAUCUUCAUUGAGCGUGUACCAUAGUUAAUAGUACCUAUCCAUUUAAUAAUAUUAGGGAUUGUGCGACGAUUUAAUUUAAUAAUUAUUAAUAAUACUAAUAAUUUUUCAAUAAUAUUUUCUCAACACGUACAGUGAAUUGAAAGUUUUUGUUGCAUAGGUGAAUUUUACUUGGUACGUGAAAAUUCUCUAACUUUACGUUGGACGGUUGACAAAACUUCGGCAAGCUAGUGCGUUAUUUUGGGACCAGAAAAUUUAGUUUUGUUUGGUAUGUUUUAUCGGAGAAACGUGUCUUAAUAAAUGCAAUUUUAAUGGUUAUUGAAAACUGAUGGAAUGAUCGGCUGGUUCUGUUUAUGGCAAUUGUUUAUCUCAAUAAGUAACUAUGAUAUGCUUGAAGCAAAACCAAUGUCAAAAGCUAAUCUGUCCAUUCUUGAAGUACCAGCAGGCGAAACAGCUAAAUUAUUUUGCCCCAGUAACGACGAUAAUCACAGAUUUCAAUUUUGGCAGCUGAAAAGUAAUGAAAUAUUGGGUCCUGGAAACAGAAUAAAUGAGCGCAAAUACAAGUACGAAGUACUCAGCGGAACUCUUUAUAUUAAAGGUGUUUCGCCAGAUGAACAGGGACUUUAUACUUGCUAUUGCAAACAUUUGACCAAUACAACUUUCAAUGCUAAAUCUGUUAUGCUAGAAGUGCGAACAGACUGGCAGCAAUUAUGGGAAAAUGACGAAGUUAAUAUUUUUAGAAUGGGUGCUAUUUUUUUUGUGGCUGCUCUUAUUGUUAUGGUACUGUAUGUUAUACAUAACAACAUCCGACAAAAUCAACUUAUGCAGUUCAAAGAUUUUACGAAUGAAAAUGUUUUAGAUGAAAUAUCAUCUAGGAAAGCGUCAUAUUCAUUGCCACGAAAUGGUAAAAAUAUUGAAUUGAGAGAAGGUAUCGACAAUCCAGCUUUAGAUGUACAGUUGUCGAGAGAAACUACACCGACUUAUGGAUAUACAUCAAGAGGCGAUUCCAAAUUUUAAGAAGAUAUGACAAAAUGAUUAGAACAAUUUAUAACCUAUUUAAUCAGGUACCUACUUGUUUUCGGCCAUGUGUUGAAAUUAAUACUUUAAUUAAAUAAAGUUUUCAAAAUUU
Messenger RNA from Planococcus citri (citrus mealybug), 1146 nucleotides. RefSeq lists its product as uncharacterized. The transcript is spliced from 5 exons. Bases 351 to 1034 code for a protein of 227 amino acids. NCBI's taxonomy places the organism in Eukaryota, Metazoa, Arthropoda, Insecta, Hemiptera, Pseudococcidae. The record is from RefSeq and is a predicted model, not a curated record.